UGCGUAGCGUCGCGUGUUUAGUGGGAUGCGCGAGCUGGUGCUGCAAGAGACGUGAGCGUAAAACCCUGCAAAGCUGUUUUUUCUGCUUUUUGGCUGUAAACCCAUAGUUUAUUAAGUGGCUACCCCGCAGAAAAGCACGCCAAAAUGGCAGACAAAGAAGUGUACGAUGAUGCUGUGGAGGAGAGAGUAAUAAAUGAGGAAUACAAGAUCUGGAAGAAAAACACACCAUUCCUGUAUGAUCUAGUCAUGACACAUGCGCUUGAGUGGCCAAGUUUGACGGUGCAGUGGCUUCCUGAUGUAAACAGGCCUGAGGGAAAGGAUUACGUGGUUCAUCGGCUGGUGUUGGGCACACACACUUCGGAUGAGCAGAACCACUUGGUUAUUGCAAGUGUUCAGAUCCCUAAUGACGAUGCUCAGUUUGACGCGUCCCACUACGACAGUGAGAAAGGAGCAGAGUUUGGAGGGUUUGGGUCUGUGAGCGGAAAGAUCGAGAUUGAAAUUAAGAUCAACCAUGAAGGAGAAGUGAACAGAGCCAGAUACAUGCCACAAAACCCCUGCAUCAUCGCCACCAAGACCCCCACUUCUGACGUCCUGGUGUUUGACUACACUAAACACCCAUCCAAGCCAGACCCCAGUGGAGAGUGUAGUCCAGACCUGAGACUGCGGGGGCAUCAGAAGGAGGGAUACGGUUUAUCCUGGAACUCCAACCUGAGUGGAAAUUUGCUUAGUGCAUCGGACGACCAUACGAUCUGUCUAUGGGACAUCAGUGCUGUUCCAAAGGAGGGAAAGAUAGUAGAUGCCAAGACCAUCUUCACAGGGCACACAGCUGUGGUGGAGGACGUGUCCUGGCACCUUCUACAUGAAUCGCUGUUCGGCUCUGUGGCUGAUGACCAGAAACUCAUGAUCUGGGACACUCGAUCCAAUAACACCUCAAAGCCUAGUCAUUCUGUGGACGCCCACACGGCUGAAGUCAACUGCCUGUCCUUCAACCCCUACAGCGAGUUCAUACUGGCCACUGGCUCAGCAGACAAGACUGUUGCAUUGUGGGAUCUGCGUAACCUGAAGCUGAAGCUUCACUCUUUUGAGUCACACAAGGAUGAAAUCUUCCAGGUCCAGUGGUCUCCCCAUAACGAGACCAUCCUGGCUUCCAGUGGCACAGACAGACGCCUCAAUGUUUGGGAUCUAAGUAAAAUCGGAGAAGAGCAGUCUGCGGAGGAUGCAGAGGACGGGCCACCUGAGCUGCUGUUCAUUCAUGGUGGGCACACAGCUAAGAUCUCUGAUUUCUCCUGGAACCCAAAUGAACCUUGGGUAAUCUGUUCUGUGUCAGAGGACAACAUUAUGCAAGUAUGGCAGAUGGCUGAGAACAUCUACAAUGAUGAAGAGCCAGACACCCCUGCGUCAGAGCUGGAAGGGCAGGCGUCGUAACUGAUCUCAUUAAAUAUCUACAACCCUUUCAUGAAUUCCUACUCCUCAGCUUUUGCUUUGCAGUAUUAUUCAGUAAAUUCCAUACUCUUACUUCCUUCUCCAUACAUACCAGAUACUUUAUCCAUCACAGCGUCCUUCUGUAGACACUUUUCUAAAAGGUUCACCCCUCAUUCAUUGCGGUAGAGAAGUUUGGCCUCAGAUGGUUUGGAGAAAGACUGCACCACUUGUUCAAUCACUUCUGAGAAGUUACGGCCUGGUGUGGCUUAUCACAGUUUUAGUUUUUGUGCAUAAAAAUGUCAAUUUGCAAUAAAUCUUUUGUAAUAACUUUUAAAAUGAUUUUGUAAUCCUAAAUUGUUGAUAACUCCCUGUACUUCACUUGUGAAAAUAAAGUACAGAUCAACUGUUAGAUAUUUUCUGUUUCUCUUAUAGCAUAUAUUAAAAUCAGUUUUAAAAGUUCAUUAAAUAGUACUUCAUAUUAGUAAUGCACUGAAAAUUAAAAUUGUAAACCAAAAAUUCAAGAUGCACUUGGCAGAAAACUGAAAAAAAAAAAAAAAAUGGUAUUAAAUAAUCCAAUUUAUUAAAUAAUCAACACUAAAAUAAAAACAUGUAGGCAGUUUUGUCAACUUUUUAAUAACAGAAUUGGUGCUACAAUUUAGUGUUGAAAUAUGGAGAUUUAAACGGUGCCUGUAACGGGAAAAACUUGACAUUUAUUUAAACAUACAUUAAAUAAUGAAGGAAUACAUGAUGUUAUGUGACAUUGUUUACAAGCUGUUUUAUUGACGUCUUUCCACGGGUCAAACACUCGUGGAGCGAUUACAUGAGACAUAAUACAUUUCAGUAAGUUGUUCGGUUUCUUUCAACAUACAUUCUGAUGUUCAUUCCUGUUUAUUUCUUGCUAUAACUAGUAGUAAGAGGACAAGAUAAAAGGUUGCACACUACAGUGUGCACACUACGGCUGAUACACUACAGUGAUCAGUGAUACCAGAUUAAAGAGUGGCAAAACUAGUCUUAUUGUUUGUAUUUCAUAAAAUUGAAAGCUGAGAAUUCGUUUCAUAUUGAAAGUAAAGCACAAAGCUUAUUGUGAUUAUGGAUGAAGGCACUACAAAAUAAUGUUAAGUUAACGCAUCAACAGAAAACUUCACAGACUAAAAGAUUUAUUGUGAGAUUUAAGAAUCCAUAUCAGUAUCAAUUAAAAACAAGAAAUCGACAUGUUGAGUGUUGAAUACAUGUUGAGUUUGCCUGAUUAUCCACGUUGUCUCUAAGAAAUAGAUGCAGUGAAAAUGAUCACAAUGAUUUUCAGCCCUCCAAAAAAUAUUCAGCUACAUCACUACAUUUUGUAUCUGGAGAUGUGAAGACAGUGAAACAACGUACAACACAGUAAGGAAAAUUCUACAAAAUGUUUUUAUUGAAAAGCAAGACAGAACUACAAGAGCAUUGUACAAUCUCAGAGGGGUCAUGGGCUAAGCUGGGGGAGAAAGAAAAGCUCUCUUGAGCAUCUUUCACAGUAUGUCUUACCUAAAGAGGUAGAUUUCUUGCAUAACCUGAGAAUCAAACCGGGGCAUUGCCAAAAAAAGCAGUAGCGAUACAAAUGACAGUACCAACAAAUUUAGAAUGAACAUGACCCCAAUUACAGAUGUAUUUAUCAAAAUGCGUGCACACAAACUAACUUCUGCAGACAUUUGACAGCGAGGUGAAACUGUUAUGAAGAAAUUCGAGGAAAUCAAGUGCUGAGAUGUUAUAAACAUCGUUAUUCAAAAUUUGGAAAGGAAAAAAAAUUAAAAAUGAUUUUUUUUUUUUUUAGGAAACAAAAAAAAAAAAAGCUGGUGAACAUCUACCUUUCCAUUCUGUUGAGUUUUACAGUUUGGCAAAUUUAAACACAUUCAGCCCAUGUUUCUAAUGAACAGCAAAACCUUGUCCUUCUGCACUUGUCAUUACAAAACAUGAUUAAUGUGAUUAGUUUUAGUAAAAGUAGAUGAUCAUGUUCAGUGCAUGUUAAAUGAAAACCUUGGAUGGGUUUUGUUGGACUCAGCAUUGAGGAAUGUACUGGCCAGCGUCAGAGGUUCAGAUCAGGACAUGAACAGAGCCAGAUGUUGUAAUGGACCUGAGGCGGCAAGCGUUUCUAGACCCUGUGUCCCUGCAGCGUGAUAAUGACCAGAUCUUAAGGGCUUUGAGGCCGUUUGUUUAGACAUGGAUUUGGCAGCUUCUACAUUCAUCAGUUUAGUUCUUGACAUAGUUUCACAUUAGCAGUAUUGAGAAUGUUUGCAGCUCUACAGAACAUUUUAGCAUUGAAUUACAGACAUUUUAUUCUUGUUCAUUACAAAGUCCAAAAAAAAAAAAGAAAGAGAAAUCACAUUCAGCUAUCCAGUAUCAAAUACGUCAAGGCCCCUUUGAAAAUAUUAGUCAGUUUUGUGUCCAGUUAAAGAGCAAAAAUAAUGCAACCUGUCCAUUUUAGACAGACAAAAAAGAAACUUAAUUUUUUUAAAGGAACAGUUCACCUCAAAAAUGAAAAUUGUCAUUUACUCACUUUCAUGUUGCUCCAAACCUGUAUGACACAAAAGAAUGCAUUUAAAAAUAUUUGUCCAUGCUAUGAAAGUCAAGGAGGUCCAAUGUUGUUUUGGACCCCAUUAGCUUUCAUACAGACAAAAACUAUU
Onychostoma macrolepis is the source of this 4076-nucleotide messenger RNA. It is a transcript of the gene rbbp7, whose product is annotated as retinoblastoma binding protein 4, like. Gene Ontology annotation, molecular function: histone binding. Lineage: Eukaryota; Metazoa; Chordata; Actinopteri; Cypriniformes; Cyprinidae. Gene Ontology annotation, biological process: regulation of gene expression. Bases 145 to 1425 code for a protein of 426 amino acids. The transcript is spliced from 12 exons. Gene Ontology annotation, cellular component: nucleus; NuRD complex; ESC/E(Z) complex. The record is from RefSeq and is a predicted model, not a curated record.